AUGACUAACAAAAUUAAUAAACUUAAAUCUCAAAAUAACUUUGAUGAAAAUAAGCUUAAUAAACUUCAAUCUGACUUAAGCAGCCACAAAAGUGAAGUGCACAACAAUACGUCCAAAAGGGACAAUGCGUUGAAGGACGUCCACUCCAGGAUGGUGUCUCUCGCUGAGCUCAGUGUCAAGCUUGGCCAAUUUAUUGGCAAUUCUGACGUCAUUACUACAGUAAUUAAUAAUGGUAUUGACAGCAUUAUUAACAGUGACAAUGACUUCAAAAGCCUUAGAAACUCUCCGUCUUCGCCUGUGCAUCCUCCCGCUGCCGUGUCUGAUGGGCUUAUAAAGUCUGUUGAGCUUGAUGAGAAAAUUGAGCAAUAUAGUCAACAAAUUGAGCUUCUUAAACCUAAAAUAGAACAGCAUAAACAGCAAAAAAUGUCUGUCCCCGAUGAGCUUAAUAAGUCUCAUGAGUCUCAUCAGUCCAAGUUGGAUGCUCUUCAGAAGCUGAAGAGCCUUAAUGAGUCUUUGAGUUCACUUAAUAAUAAUCAUGAUAAUAAUUGUAAAAACCUUUUAACAAAUUUGUGCUCUGGCUUGGAGAAGUUCCUUGGUUACCAAGAAACUUCCAAAGGCUACGAUGGCACCGGCAUCGUGUACUCGGACCUUGACAGGCUCUGCGACGGGGUGAUGUCCUUUAUCCUCCAAUGUCUUGAGGGCGCUAAAACACUUUUACAUCAUUAUUAUCCUCAGAUUAUUGACACUAUAAGAGAGUUAGAAGGUAAAAUAGGUAAGGGCUCUGGUGUUUCAGGAUUUUGCGACGCCAUUGGGAGAGUGCAGGCGGGGCUGGAGGGGUAUGAGAGGAGUAUGGAGAACUUGACAAAUGCUGUUGUAGGUGAAGAAAAAGAACAUAAAGGAACAAUAAAAGCCUUAAAAACUAAAAUAGAAGGAAAUAUCAAGGCACUCAGGGAGUUGAAUAUUGAUAAGUUUGACGAUGUCGUUGGUAAGUGGUACAAGUCGGUGACCGAAGGACUAGAUGAGAAUGUGAAAAAUAUUGGCGAAGCCAUAAAAAUGGUUGACGGACCGUUGAGAAAUAAAGUGAUUAAUGAUUUUGAGAAAAUUCAAACGCGAAUUGAGUCCCUAAGCGUUUCGGCCAUUAACGACGUGAAAGAACUUAAGGAAUUGAGUGAGAACGUUGCAGAUGAAUUAAGGGAGUUGGAGGGUAGUGUGAAAGGGGCUGUUGAAGAGCGCGUGAAUGAGUAUAAAAAGAAAUUGGAGGAGGAAUUUAAGAAUAUUCAGGAGCAGAUUACAGCAGUUGAGAGGGCUUUGACUCAGGUGAAGAGUGCUUUAGAUCAGUGGAUUCUAAAAGCAAAGGAAGUUGUUCAAAAUGCCAUGCAGAAGGUGACAGAUGUUGUGAAAAUUCUCAAUGGUAAGAAUGGAGAUGGUAAAAAUACGGAAAAAGCCGCCGUGGAAAAGGCGGCCGAGAUGUUGAAGGAUAAGGCCGAGAAACUUAUGAAAGCAAUAGAUAAGGCUGGAACAGAAUUGGCAUCUAAGGUUGGCUCCGCAGAGAACGCUGUUGAAGAGUUGGACAAAAUGCUUAAGCAAGGUUUGUUUAAGGUUAAAGGCCUUAUUAAUAAGGGGCUGAGUAAUUAUGUGGAGAAGCUGGCAGCUGCAUUUGCAGCAGGUAUAGAGAAGGCUGAUAAAUAUUGGUACAGUGGCGCCGAUAAACCUGGUUUCACGGCUUUUAUGAGUUCUUUCAAUGCUGGAACGUUGGAACCGAAUACCCAUUUGGGAACAUGGCUCAGGGGGAUUGGAAAUACGAAUCCUGAUGUUGGUGGUGGCAUCGAAAGGAUUUUGUACCCACUUAAUAGUGCGCAGAGUCAGUGGAAAGCAGAGUCGGCAAAACUCACCAAAGCCCUCACCGACGACCUCCACGGCAAGGUUGAAGAGUGGUUACCCAAGGAUGCCACCUCUGGUGAUUCAUCUGAGAAAGUUAACUUAAAGAGCCUUACGAGUUACAUAAGCAGAGGCACAGGCUCUAAACACGUGCUUGACGAGGCGAUUAAGUCCGUCAAAAGGGAUGUAAAAGCUAAGCUGGAUGAUAUUAAAUAUCCUGAAAAAGCCCAAACAGCGAUAACUAAGGACAGGAUAUCGACGGCACACAGCACUUUUACCGAGCAGUUCAAUAAAUAUAUCGCCGCGGUAGAGAAGUUGGUCCACGGCGAUUACAGUUUCUCAACCAAGGAUCAUCUCAAUUCCUACCUGGUAAAACUGAAAAGAAUGCUUACUGAGGACGUCACACUAUAUUCCGACGUUACCAAGGGUCUCGGGGAAAUUAAUACUGACAUUGAUAAGACACUUGGUACUGCUAUUACAGGCAACAAUAAGCAUACCUUCAAAACAUUGACUGCAGACGCAACGAAGUUCCUUAAAACCACAAUCCCGCAGGAAGUCACCAAGUGCAUCAAUGAGAUCCGCAGACAAGUCAACACUUUUGUAAAGCAGAGCAUCAAGAACGUUAAAAAGGAUGCACUCGACCGCUACGUUACGUCUCGUAGCAAUGAACUUGCAAAAGUGAAGGACUUCGUUGAAUCGCAGCGAGUAGCAAUUGAGAAGAUCAUCAAAAAGGACCGAAGUAAUGGUGUAAAGGACUUCUUGAGGGAAUUAAAAAAACAAUUGAAUGAGAAGAUUUGCGAUAUUAUCAUGCCGCAUGGAACAGUAACAGACGGCUAUAAAACCGUAAAUGUCUUGGCCACAAAACUUUCUCCCUUCUUCGACAAAAUCUUGCAUUAUACUAUCGAUCGACUAACGCAGCAUACUGAUAUUCACAGUCAAGUUAAAGUGAUGUCUUGGGUGUUGAAGAAUUUUUUCACUGGACUCAUCGAAUACUCCCACUUCAGUCAUGAGGUUUCGACUAGAGUCUGCGAGCUAGCCGACAAGGUCGACAGAGUAACGCCCCUGGAACUGCCCGACGCCGGACGGCCCGUGCUGGUUGCAUUGAAAAGUGGUGUGAGGAGACUUGUCGAUGAGCUCAAUAAGCAGUAUGUGUCGGCGUAUUCGAUGGAGCAGUGGAAAAGGGGGGACGCGUUCGAUCAAAAUUGUGCCAGUGUCUUACUCACCAUUAUCCCAACACUAAACGUCACAAUAGACAAGCUGAGAAGUGAACUCGAAGAUAGUAAAAAUAAUUGGUGGAACAACAAAAUCCAUUCAGAUAAUGCGCUUGGCAAUUUCCUUGCCAGCAAUGGGUUCGACGUAUCUACAACCGACGGACAACAAAACGGCGAAUUACGUAACUGCGACAAAAUCAAGGGCGCUGAUAUUUAUGAGAAAAUGUGUGAGACAAUUAAGAACGCCGAUCGUGUUGCACAUUUACAAACGUGCAUCGAAACUAAAGAUAACAUCGAUAACAUUAAUCUACCUGUUCUUACUCAAUGCCUUAGCUCACACCUAGAAGAGUAUUAUAAAACAUCCGUGCUCCGUGUUUCAUAUGCUGUGUUGGUUCAGUGGCCUCCGCUACAGUGA
Messenger RNA from Babesia ovata, 3504 nucleotides. RefSeq lists its product as uncharacterized. The transcript is spliced from 2 exons. Gene Ontology annotation, molecular function: plus-end-directed microtubule motor activity. Lineage: Eukaryota; Apicomplexa; Aconoidasida; Piroplasmida; Babesiidae. The record is from RefSeq and is a predicted model, not a curated record. The coding region runs from base 1 to 3504 and encodes 1167 amino acids.